AUGUUGCAGGUGUUUCCAGACUUCCCUUUGUCGUUUGAUUGCCUUCCGUCUUUCCCCCACCUCCAUCGCUCUGUCCUGAUGGCUGAAAGAGAUGCAUACGGCGCGCCUUCUCGUCGGGCACUGACGGCAUCUCUCCCGUCAAGGUUCACUGCGUCAAGCUACAACAAGCACUUCACCAAGCAUUCGUGCCAACAAGUUCACGGUCGACCCAUCAUGUUGCUUCCCCUCGCCCUCGCCGGGCUGAUAGCUCAAUCGCUAGCUGAGAACUCACCCGCCGCUCUGCUGACCGAUCUGAACAUCAUCUCGCAGCAUUGGGGACAAAUCUCACCCUACCGUGAUAACGACGCGAGAGUCUUUGGUGUUCAAGACAUCGGAAUACCCGAUGGAUGUCAGAUCGAGCAAGCUCACUCUUUGCAGCGACACGCUCAACGCUUCCCCACGAGUGCCUUUGAUGAUGGAGCCAAUGAUUUGCGUAUGGCGACCAAGGUACGCAACUGGACAACUGCGAACCCGGACUCUCAAUUCACAGGCCCACUGUCAUUCCUCAGUUCCUAUGAAUGCCAAUUGAAUGACACGGGUUUGCUCACCGGCAUUGGCGCGACCACCGAAUUUCAAKCCGGGUCGACAUUCUGGAGUCGCUAUGGACGUACUCUCUACGAUGCGUCCGUUGCCCAGCUUCAGUAUGAGCCUUUACUCACAAAUGGAUCCGCUCGACCGAAACCAGUGCUGCGUACAACAGGACAGUCCAGGAUUGAGAACUCCCAGAUCAACUGGGCACUGGGCUUCUUUGGCCCUUCGUUCUACAAGACGCCUGAUCCACAAUUGACCGCCUUUGCGAACGGCUCCCUCUUUGACGUUGUCAUUAUUCCCGAGGACGGCUUGCAGAACAACACCUUGGCGUCGUACAUCUCUUGUUUUGAAGAUAAUCUUCCUGGUGCUGGCGGCCUGGGCGACCAAGACCUCUUCUACCGGUAUGUACCCCUUUAUCUUGGGCAAGCCACGGCUCGCCUCAACAGAUACGCACCUUCCGGGUUUUCCUUCAACGUAAACGACACCUACGCAAUGCAGUCCAUCUGCGCAUACGAAAACGCAUACCUGGGCUCCUCCGACUUCUGCCAUCUCUUCACUGCAGACGAAUGGGCCGGGUUCGAGCAAACACUCGAUAUCGAGUAUUACUAUAAUUACGCCUUUGGAAAUCCCACAGGCCGCGCUCAAGGUCUCGGAUAUCAACAAGAACUCCUUGCCCGCCUGACCAACCAAUACAUCACCACGAGCAACUCGUCCGUCAACAGCUCCCUGACCGACAAUCCCAAUGACUUUCCUCUCAACCGCCCCUUUUACGCGGACUUCACCCACGACGAUAUCCUCAUCUCGGUCUUGACUUCCAUGUCAGUGGAUUAUUUUCGCGAUCACCCUUCCCUCACAGAACAUCCCCCGAAUCCCGACAGGCAUUUCAAACUCUCGCAGUUGACACCAUUUGGAGCGCGUCUCAUCACGGAGGUCAUCGGCUGUUCGUCUCCUGAGCCCGAAGCCGUGCACAGCCACCGCACCGCUUACACUCCAACACAAUAUGGCUACAAAGCCUCCAAUGCGACCCACAAGUUCAUCCGUCUGAGAUUGAAUAAUGGAAUCGUACCUUUGGACACGAUCCGCACGGGAGAAUGCCAAGGUCGAACGGACGGCAUGUGCGCCAUGGACAAGUUCCUGGAAAGUCAGUAUAAAGCGGAGGAGUUGGCAAACUAUCAGUUCGCUUGCUUCAAGAAUUACACGAUUGUGGAGCCGAGGAAUGGCAAUGACUAUGAUGGGACCAUCAAUAAUACUACACAGGGCGUCGUGUUUGGAGAAGGGUAUAUUACUGCCGAGGACGUUGCGGAGUUGUCCGGCUAG
Molecule: messenger RNA, 1887 nt
Organism: Ramularia collo-cygni
Lineage: Eukaryota; Fungi; Ascomycota; Dothideomycetes; Mycosphaerellales; Mycosphaerellaceae
Product: related to phytase
Exons: 3
Coding region: 1-1887 (628 amino acids)
Molecular function (GO): acid phosphatase activity
Source: RefSeq, a predicted model, not a curated record